Paramuricea clavata is the source of this 936-nucleotide messenger RNA. The record is from the annotation of a GenBank genome assembly. NCBI's taxonomy places the organism in Eukaryota, Metazoa, Cnidaria, Anthozoa, Malacalcyonacea, Plexauridae.
CAAAUUAUCCAAACGAUCCACAAAAAGCAAAUGAUCCAAAUGAUUCACAAAAAGCAAAUGAUCCAAAUGAUCUACAAAAAGCAAAUGAUCCAAAUGAUCCACAAAAAGCAAAUGAUCCCCAAAAAGCAAAUGAUCCAAAUGAUCCACAAAAAGCAAAUUAUCCACAAAAAGCAAAUGAUCCAAAUGAUCCACAAAAAGCAAAUGAUCCAAAUGAUCUACAAAAAGCAAAUGAUCCAAAUGAUCCACAAAAAGCAAAUGAUCCAAAUGAUCCACAAAAAGCAAAUGAUCCAAAUGAUCUACAAAAAGCAAAUGAUCCAAAUGAUCCACAAAAAGCAAAUGAUCCAAAUAAUCCACAAAAAGCAAAUGAUCCAAAUGAUCCACAAAAAGCAAAUGAUCCAAAUGGUCUACAAAAAGCAAAUGAUCCAAAUGAUCUACAAAAAGCAAAUGAUCUAAAAUGAUCCACAAAAAGCAAAUGAUCCAAAUGAUCCACAAAAAGCAAAUGAUCCAAAUGAUCCACAAAAAGCAAAUGAUCCAAAUGAUCCACAAAAAGCAAAUGAUCCAAAUGAUCCACAAAAAGCAAAUGAUCCAAAUGAUCCACAAAAAGCAAAUGAUCCAAAUGAUCCACAAAAAGCAAAUGAUCCAAAUGAUCCACAAAAAGCAAAUGAUCCAAAUGAUCUACAAAAAGCAAAUGAUCCAAAUGAUCUACAAAAAGCAAAUGAUCCAAAUGAUCUACAAAAAGCAAAUGAUCCAAAUGAUCCACAAAAAGCAAAUGAUCCAAAUGAUCUACAAAAAGCAAAUGAUCCGAAUGAUCUACAAAAAGGAAACGAUCCAAAUGCACCAGCCAAAAAGCAAAAGAUCCGAAUGAUCUUACAAAAAGGAAACGAUCCAAAUGCACCGGCCAAAAAGCCUGACGAUCCAAAACAAAUAGGUAGCUAA